CCCUCAAAAAUAAGAAUAGGUGCAUGUAAUUUUUGAUCUUAUAUUAAAGUAAAUAUAGGAAAAAGCUAUGUCAUCUUUGUUUUCUCACUGUGCCUUAACUUUGAUUUGAUUUAAUUUGAUUUUAACGGUAGUUGAUUAAAGGGCAGCCCUGAAAGGCACUGCUGCUGUGAGAACACAUCUAACACAUAAAGCUUUUGGACUCUUCAGAAAUAUUCAAAGAAGUAAUUGUGCUGUGAAUGAAGGCUUAAAGUGCAAUCCUGAAGCCGGGGCGUGGAUUUCUGUGCUGGGGGUGGCAUUCUGGAAAUCUCAGCACAUCUACGAGGUACAAGAUCACACCAAAGAGGUCGCUCCUUAAAUCUCUCUCGUUCACUCAUCUUCCAUCCUGAUCCAAACCCACAGAAGUAUGUCGUGCAGCGUAGUGAAGUCCUUUCUGGUGAGCCUAUCCCGGAGGAAGCCCCUCGAGCCCGACGGGGAAGAGUCCACCUUUAAUCGAUGCUUGACCACUCUGGACUUGGUGGCCCUCGGUGUGGGCAGCACCCUGGGGGCUGGUGUCUAUGUCCUCUCUGGAGAGGUGGCCAGAGACACCGCGGGACCCAGCAUCAUCAUCUCCUUCUUCAUCGCUGCCCUGGCCUCUAUAUUUGCUGGGCUAUGCUACGCAGAGUUUGGUGCCCGGGUUCCUAAAACAGGCUCAGCAUACCUUUACAGCUAUGUGACGGUGGGAGAGCUCCUUGCUUUUAUCUCUGGCUGGAAUCUGCUGCUCUCCUACGUCAUAGGGACAUCGACUGUUGCACUGGCAUGGAGCGGAACAUUUGAUGAACUCAUUGGGGGAGUCAUGUCAAAAUACUUUGCAGAAAAUGCUGCCAUGGGCCUGCCUGGCUUAGCACCUUACCCAGAUGUCUUUGCUGCAGCUCUGAUCGUGCUCUUGUCAGGUCUCCUGUCUUUUGGAGUCAAAGAGUCAACGAUGAUCAACAAGAUCUUCACAGCGAUCAACAUCCUGGUGCUGCUGUUUGUGAUCAUUUCUGGAUUCAUCAAGGGAGACAUCUCCAACUGGAAAAUCAGCAAAGAAGAUGUGUUAAACGCCACUGCCAUAAACGGAACUGACAUUGCUAAUGCAACAAGCGAGUUUGGAGUGGGCGGAUUUUUCCCCUAUGGCUUUGGUGGAACCGUGGCUGGAGCUGCAACAUGCUUCUAUGCUUUUGUUGGAUUUGACUGCAUUGCUACAACAGGAGAGGAGGUGAAGAACCCGAAGAAGUCUGUCCCUAUUAGCAUUGUGGUCUCAUUGCUUAUAUGUUUCCUGGCCUACUUUGCUGUGUCUGCUGCUCUCACCCUUAUGAUGCCCUACUACCUGCUAAGUGAAACGAGCCCACUGCCAAUAGCCUUUGACUACAUUGGAUGGGGUCCUGCCAAAUAUGCCGUGGCUGUGGGUUCACUGUGUGCCCUGUCAACUAGUCUGCUAGGUUCCAUGUUCCCGAUGCCUCGAGUACUUUUUGCCAUGGCGAGAGACGGGCUGCUUUUCAAACCUUUGUCCAAAGUCACCACCAGAGGCAGUCCAGCAAUAGCUACAAUAUCAUCUGGCAUCGUGGCAGCCAUCAUGGCUCUACUGUUUGAUCUGAAUGCCUUGGUGGAACUGAUGUCCAUUGGUACUCUGUUUGCUUACACACUCGUGGCAGUAUGCAUCCUGAUACUGAGGUACCAGGUGGGUCCAUCUGAAGACACAGAACUUAAGAUCACAGAAUCAAAGAAAAAGUUUAGCUUCUUCAAACCUCCAAAAACACCCAACUCUUCCACAGCGCGAACAGUCACGCUCUUGACCGUACUUUCUGUUCUGUGCAUUCUUGCACUGUGCAUUACUCUGAGCCAAGGUAUGGAAGCUCUUGCCAACACUCAAGCAUGGAGCAUCGUGCUUGUCUGUAUCUUUGGAGUGCUCCUGCUGGUCAACUUGUUCCUCAUCUGGAGACACCCAGAGAAUCCCACGAAGGCAUCGUUCAUGGUACCUUUAAUCCCUCUUCUGCCUUUACUGAGUACUUUAAUCAAUGUCUACCUGAUGGUGCAGUUAGGUGGUCAAACAUGGAUCCGAUAUGCUGUCUGGAUGCUAAUAGGGUUACUUAUCUAUUUUAUCUACGGAAUGCGUAACAGCGUCCAGAGGAAGCGACUCAUGACCAACCACACAGAGCUCGAAACAGUCAGCGGCAAAACAGACAAGGAUACCAUUAAAGAAGAGAAAUUCUGAGCUCAAGCGGGGUGAAGACAGAUAAACUGAGAUGUUACAGUGAGCGACUUGCUUUAACUUAUAACCACUGCUUGAGAUGCACCGGUGCUGCUGCCUUUCAGCAGUCUUCAAUCUACGACAGCACCGAAGCAAAUGGCCAGAUAACUUGUUAACUCGACGGUUUAUUACAUCCUAACGCAGUCUGUUUGUUAUCUAAAUGGUCCAAAAUGAAACACUCCCUAAGAUAUAUUUGGACCUAGAAGAUCUUCACUUAUCACUGAUUUUCACAUUGUUGUUAACGAUAUUUAUCUGUAUGUCUUGUCGUAUUAGUGAGCCUGUUCCAAAGAAAAAAUAUUCUGUAGAUUAUUUGCUUUUUAUAAUUCUGAAAUAACAGGUUUACACUUUUCUUAUCAAGUGCAAAAUGUAAAUUAUUUUUAUUUCAGUUUUACAUUAUUUUAAUUUUAUUUUAAUAUAUAUUUUUAAAUGUGCAGAAUUUGACUGAAGACCUUAUAUUUUACAGAGCUGAUACAGAAAACCUUUUAUGGGAUUUCAUCUUCCAUUUGUAAAUAUGGAAACUGCAUGCGAUUGUUAACUAAACGACUGCCACUGUACACUUGAAUUAAAAAUUAAAUGAUUCGCUUUUGUA
Molecule: messenger RNA, 2855 nt
Organism: Neolamprologus brichardi
Lineage: Eukaryota; Metazoa; Chordata; Actinopteri; Cichliformes; Cichlidae
Product: cationic amino acid transporter 2-like
Biological process (GO): L-arginine import across plasma membrane; L-ornithine transmembrane transport
Cellular component (GO): plasma membrane
Molecular function (GO): L-lysine transmembrane transporter activity; L-arginine transmembrane transporter activity; L-ornithine transmembrane transporter activity
Source: RefSeq, a predicted model, not a curated record